GGUAUAUCCGCUGUUUAUACAGACAAGUCACACUGAAGCCUGCAGCUGCAUACAGUGUGGUUCAAUGAAUAAGGAGGCAUGAUGACAUCCAAUAAAAACUUCAAAGCACCUUUAAAACAGCUUAGCAGCCUGGACAGCUACAUAAUCGACAACUCUCAAAAGAAGAAAAACAUACUAUGGUGGCGACGUUCAUUCAACAGUGCUAAAAACUCAAAUACUGAAGAGAUCAAAAAUGGAACAUUGUCACGUAGUAAGCUGCACAGAACAUUCUCUACAACUCUAGUGGAUUAUACUGAUCCUCAAAGAACAAUGGUUAUAUUGGAGAAACAAGACAAUGAAGCCUUUGGAUUCGAAGUUCAGACGUAUGGUCUUAAGGUGAAGAACAGCAGUAUGGUGGAGAUGUGUACAUUUGUUUGCAGUGUGCAGGAUGGCAGUGCAGCUGAAACUGCAGGUUUGACUGCUGAUGACAUUAUAUUGUCAGUAAAUGGAGUCAGUAUUGAGGGAUCUACCCACCAGCACAUAAUUGAGUUGAUUCGAGAGUCCGCUAACAUGCUGAAGUUGGAGACGGUCAGUGGGAGUGUUGUGAAGAGAAUUGAAUUAGAGAAAAAGAUGCGCUAUCUUAAGCAAACUCUUCGUGAGAAAUGGGUGGAACUGCAAUCUCUCACAGUUCAGGAAAAGCGUCUUACUAGAGGUAAUUUGAAUGAGAGUGCUCAGCAUCCGUCUGUUGACUCUUUGCUGUCUCUCUCAUCUCCAACUGGACAUUCUGGGCAGCGUUUUUCCAGUGACAGCAGCUGCCGCAGCAUUAUGACAGAUGAUAGUGAGGAUGGAGCCUUUAUGUCAUCAGUAUUUGAUGACUCAAGUCCAUUCAGCCCAACUGAGCCAAACGGAAGUUUCUUUCAGCUGGAAGGAGGAGCUUUGCGACCCCUGACAAGAACACGCAGCAUUAGCCUGACCAGCAGUAACAGUUCACUCCCGACCUGGGAAAAUUCACCUUCAUCCAUGUUUGGGACACUGCCAAGGAGAGGCAGAAAAGGUAGUGUCCGCAAGCACCUUCUAAAGUUCAUACCUGGAUUGAAUCACUCUGUAGAGGAAGAAGAGGGCAGCUAAAAGAAACACCAAUGACUGCUAAUCUGAUGAAUACUUUGUAAGGAGCUUGAGUGGUGGGAGAUUCAUAGAUUAAACACUUCUGUUCUCAAAACGUUCUAGAAUUUUAUACAAGAACUAAUAGGUUUUUAUGACUUUCUUGCUUAAAAUGUUGAUAAAAGAAGAGUGGAAUCUCACAUCAGCAUUACGGACUGCAUUGCAGCAAUCUUUGUAUUAUUUUCUGCCUUUUUUUUGCCAAAGGACCAAAGCAUUAUAACUUUACCCAAGAAAUAAAGAACUGGCAUUAACCAAGCCUUGGAAAGUAUAUGCUGGAAAGCAGAUGCAUUGAGAGAAUUGUUUACAUUGCCUCCACUGCUCUAUUUGACUGGUUUAGAUUUC
Molecule: messenger RNA, 1482 nt
Organism: Puntigrus tetrazona (Sumatra barb)
Lineage: Eukaryota; Metazoa; Chordata; Actinopteri; Cypriniformes; Cyprinidae
Product: cytohesin-interacting protein-like
Molecular function (GO): protein binding
Source: RefSeq, a predicted model, not a curated record